Mesorhabditis spiculigera is the source of this 2823-nucleotide messenger RNA. The record is from the annotation of a GenBank genome assembly. Lineage: Eukaryota; Metazoa; Nematoda; Chromadorea; Rhabditida; Rhabditidae.
AUGAUCUUGCACGGCCUCGGAAAAUCUAGUGGCCCUCUUUCUGUCAUCAACCAUGCCAUCCAUCGCACUUCCGGAAAACCGUUUGCCAUCAAGACGAUCGACCUCCAAAAAUAUGAGCAGAGCACGGGAUUGUCGAGGGCCGCCAUCGAGGAGGAGAUGGAGCUGUGCGCCACUCUCAAGCACCCGUUCAUCUGCGACCACCUCUCCCACCUCGUCUUUGAACACUUGGAUGGGGCGGAUAUCUGCUUUGAAAUUGUGAAACGAGCGUGUAAUGGAUUUGUAUAUUCGGAAGCUGUGGCCAGUCACUACCUCAAGCAACUCCUUCAAGCCCUCGAGUACCUACACUCUAACUCAAUUGUCCAUCGAGAUGUGCGCCCGCACAAUUUGGUGUUGGCAAGCAAAGACAACAGCGCCCCCGUCAAAUUGACCGGCUUCGGCGUCGCCAUCAAGUUGCAAGAUACAGAUGCAAAAGUAGAUGGAGGCCUCGUCGGUGUUCCCCACUUCAUGGCCCCCGAAGUCGUCGAGAAACGGGAAUACGGUACGAAGGCGGAUACGUGGAGUGCUGGUGUUCUUCUCUACCUCCUCCUCUCGGGUCGUCUACCCUUCAGCGGCAACAAUGAACAAAUCUAUGAGGCUAUACAAAAUGGGAGGUAUUCGGUUAGCGGCGGAAUCUGGAACUUCAUCUCCAACUCGGCGAAAGAUCUGUUAAUACGAUUGUUGAAUCGUGACGAAGAGCAGCGAUUUUCGGCCACUGAAGCUUUGCAACACGAUUGGUUGCGGGACAAGGAAGCCUACGCCCCGCGUCGCCAUCUCCAGGAAACGGUCGAUCACAUCAAGCGUUACAACGCGAGGCGGAAAUUGAAGAGCACCAUCUUGGCGGCCGUCAACACCGACAAGUGGUCAAAAUUUCCCGGAACCAAUGGAGGGCUGUCGGCGUCGAGUUCGACGUUUUUCUCGGGUGACCUGCCCGGCGGCGAUUCGUGCCAUCCAGAUGGCUGUACAAAAGCCUCACAACCAGCAGCAGCGGAUUUGAGGGGAGCUCAUCAGAUCCUGGAAUCGCUCGACCGGAUCGCCGUCCUAACCGACUCGCCCGUGCUCCCGCAGCUCGUCCAGGGGCAGCUGAUGGAGGACGGGUCUUUUAGGAAGCUGCUGCAGUUGUAUGAAAAGAUCUCACAACUCCAAUCGCGGCCCGUCGUCUGCGGGGAGGAUGCGUCGAUUUUAUCCAAAGAAACCGUCUCCUACAUCGAAACGUUGCUCUCGCCCAGCCCGGAGUCUCUAGAAUUGCGGCAGCUUCUUCAGUACACUGAUGUCGCGGCCUCACUGCAAGCCCUCGACGUUGUCGUGGAAGAGGUGUACGGCGCAGAACGCGAUUACAAUGGCCCAGGGACGAGCCAGGAGCAUCAGCUUCUAGAUCAGCAGCCCUCCACGAGCGCAGCCUGUGCUCCUGGUGCCUCGCAAGACGCCUGCCGGUCGAUGUCUUCGAGUGCUCAACGAGCCGGCACCAGCCAUGAGGACUAUCUGCCCACGUCGUUUACAGGCGAUGACGACGAUGAUAUUCUGAUGGACUCUGUCUCGAGAGUACGCCUCGUCCAAUUCCAAAAAGACUCGGAAGAGCCGAUGGGCAUCACGUUAAAAGUCACCGAAGAAGGUCGUUGUUUCGUGGCGCGAAUCAUGCACGGCGGGAUGAUACAUCGGCAAGCUACCCUACAUGUCGGCGAUGAGAUCCGAGAAAUCAACGGUGUCUCCGUGGCCCAUCGAUCUGUUGAGAGUUUGCAGCAAAUGUUGAGGGACGCUCGAGGACAAGUAACCUUCAAAAUCGUGCCUUCCUACCGCUCGGCCCCACCCGCCUGUGAAAUCUUCGUGCGAGCCCAAUUCGACUACGAGCCUGGCCAGGACGACUUGAUACCCUGUCCCCAAGCGGGGAUGGCUUUUAAGACGGGCGAUAUUUUGCAGGUAAUCUCCAAGGACGACCACAACUGGUGGCAGGCGCGAUUCAUCUCCGGGUUUCCCGGACUUGGCAAUCCGAAUAAGGAGGCGCAAACAACAGCCGGCUUGAUCCCCAGUCCAGAGCUCCAGGAAUGGCGAACGGCUUGUUUGGCGAUGGAACGGGCGAAGGAUACUUGCCUCCCCGCCCACUGUAUGUGGUUCAACAAGAAAAAGAAGUACUACUCCACCAAGUACCUCCAGAAACAUUCGACUCUGUUUGACCAGCUGGACUUGGUGACGUACGAGGAGGUAAUGCGAUUAUCACAAUACCGCCGGAAAACCUUGGUACUCCUCGGUGCCCAUGGCGUCGGUCGGAGACACAUCAAAAACACCCUCAUCCAUCGGCAUCCCCAGCGAUUUGCGUAUCCGAUACCACAUACUACAAGACAACCUCGAAAAGAUGAACUGGACGGCAAGCACUACUUCUUCGUCUCCAACGAGCAGAUGAUGGUCGACAUACAGAAUAAUGAAUAUUUGGAGUAUGGCACCCACGAGGAGAGCAUGUACGGCACGAAACUCGAGACGAUCCGGAAUAUCCAUAAGAGCGGAAAAGUGGCAAUAUUGGACGUGGAGCCACAAGCCCUGAAAGUCCUCCGAACCGCCGAAUACUCGCCAUUCGUCGUCUUCAUCGCCGCGCCGAAUUUGCAAGGGUUGCAAGAUCCCGACGGCUCCCUUGAACGCCUCCUGAAAGAAUCCGAAAUCCUCCGCCAAGCCUUCGGCCACCUGUUCGACUACGUGAUCGUCAACAACGACAUCGACGAGACGAUCGCGCAGCUUGAGCGCCUUGUCGAGAAGCUGAACGUCAGCCCGCAGUGGCUGCCCGUCAGUUGGGUGUAC